AUGUCUGAAACUGAAAAGCAGUCGGCUUCCGCCACCACUAACACCUCCUCGGCCUCAACCGUUCCUACCUCUGGUUCUGCCACUGGAUCAUCCACCGCCACUGGUCCCUCUGACUCUUUGUUUGAAUCCAACUUUUCUGAGCACGCUGGUGAAAGCGCUGCUGACUCUGAGGCUGAGGGUUCUUCAGGCGCUAAUGCAGGCUCUGCUUCUGCUGCCGCCACCUCUACUGGUUCCUCUUCUUCCUCUACCGGUGGAAACACCUCUGUUGCCGGUGAGCACAAUGAGAAUGCCGUUGCUGGACUCUCUGAUGAGGAAAUUGGUCAGAUGGAACUCACGAUCCGAUCCCUUGUGACAUCCAAGCAAGCCGGUAUCAUCAUUGGCAAGGACGGUAAGAACGUUGCCGACUUGCGUGAGCAGACUGGCGUCAAGGCUGGUGUCUCCAAGUCUGUGAGCGGCGUUCCUGACCGCGUGCUUACAGUGACUGGCACUCUUGAUGGCGUGGCUAAGGCCUACUCGAUGGCUGCUGCAACCUUGUUGGCAACCUCAGCCAGCAAUGCUCAGACCACCAAUUUCCACACGCCUCCGCAACCCGGAGUGAGCACAAUCAAGCUGCUGAUUUCGCACCACCAAAUGGGUACAAUCAUUGGGCUCCAGGGUGCCAAGAUCAAGUCGAUCCAAGAAAACACCAAGGUUCGUAUGGUUGCAUCCAAGGAGCUUUUGCCCAACUCGACAGAGCGUACAGUCGAGGUCCAGGGUACUCCUGAGGCCAUCGAGGAGGCUGUUUGGGAGAUUGGUCGUUGCUUGCUUGAGGACGCUAGUCGCUCGACAAGUACCAUUUACUACAACCCGCAGCCGCGCGGGCUCAGCGGCAACAAUGGCGCGGGUAACACCAAUGUUGGUGGCAACAAUGGGUACACUGCUGGUGGGAACAACUCGUUCAACAAUAACAACGGGUCCCGAUACAAUAAUAACAACAAUGGCGGGUACCGCCAUGGAGGAGGAUCUUUCCGUCAAAAUGGGUUUAAUAACAACCACAAUAAUAAUAAUAACUACAACAACAAUAAUAGCAAUAGCAACAACAGCAGCAGCAGCAGCAGCAACAACACCCGAUCUGAUGGUGAAGAAACUGUUGUUGAUGAAAUGUCCAUUUCUGCCGAUAUGGUUGGAUGCAUUAUUGGACGCGGGGGGUCGCGUAUUGCAGACAUUCGACGUUCGAGUGGUGCACGCAUCUCGAUUGCCAAGGAGCCCCAUGACAAUACUGGGGAGCGACGUUUCACAAUCAUUGGAACCCGCGAGGCAAACCAAAAGGCGCUGGCGCUCUUGUUUAAUCAGCUUGAGUAUGAGAAGAAGCGUCGCACUGGUGAAGAUGGGCUCAAGGAGGAAGCUUAA
Molecule: messenger RNA, 1389 nt
Organism: Magnusiomyces paraingens
Lineage: Eukaryota; Fungi; Ascomycota; Dipodascomycetes; Dipodascales; Dipodascaceae
Exons: 1
Coding region: 1-1389 (462 amino acids)
Biological process (GO): 3'-UTR-mediated mRNA stabilization
Cellular component (GO): nucleus; cytoplasm
Molecular function (GO): mRNA 3'-UTR AU-rich region binding
Source: RefSeq, a predicted model, not a curated record